Molecule: messenger RNA, 534 nt
Organism: Rhinocladiella mackenziei CBS 650.93
Lineage: Eukaryota; Fungi; Ascomycota; Eurotiomycetes; Chaetothyriales; Herpotrichiellaceae
Exons: 1
Coding region: 1-534 (177 amino acids)
Source: RefSeq, a predicted model, not a curated record
AUGCGUUCUGCCAUUAUUAGGUCUCGACAGAUAAUUCCAUCUCCGGGCGGCCGUCCAUCCCAACCCAAUCUAGCCUCGCGCCUCUACGCCACAACAUCCACGAACUCCGAAGGCACAUCAGGGUGCUAUGACAAACGCCUUGCGCAAGAAUCCCGUGACCGGAUUGACCGACAAUCCGACGAGACGGCCAAAUCCGGCACCGACGACGUCGUCGCCAACCAGACCACCAUCUCCUUCGAUCCCAGCCAGUCCCUUGACCCUGAACAAGCGCGGGAAGCGGCUAAAAAUGCCAACAUAUGGAGCAAUCCUCUUGACACCAGUCCAGCGAAUCGCAAAAUCAGCGAGGGAACAGCAGAGAUCGAAAGCGGCGUGAGAAAGAAGGAAACCAUUCAUGACAGUGAACGGGGGACGUAUCGUAGCGAGACAACGGCGAAGAAAGGCGAGGCUGGAUUUGAAAAGAGAGCGUUUGCGGGCUCCUCGAAAUCCGUCAAGCAGAAGGAGAGACCGCCGAUGAUUAGGCCUGGGGCACGUUAA